Trametes versicolor FP-101664 SS1 is the source of this 1299-nucleotide messenger RNA. RefSeq lists its product as uncharacterized. Bases 1 to 1299 code for a protein of 432 amino acids. The transcript is spliced from 3 exons. The record is from RefSeq and is a predicted model, not a curated record. NCBI's taxonomy places the organism in Eukaryota, Fungi, Basidiomycota, Agaricomycetes, Polyporales, Polyporaceae.
AUGCCAAUAGCCGGAAAAUAUGCAAUAUACGAUGAUCCAUAUCAAUUCGGCUUGGAGAUGGAUUUCUUCCCCGUCCUCGAUUCGGUCACGUUUGGCAAUGCAGCUGGAGGCGUUCCCUGGUACGCUAUCAAGAAAUGCCUAGAUCACCCCACGGUCACGUCCAUCUCCAUCGGGCAAAAUUCAACGUGGAUGUGCGCGCCACCACCUACGCCGCCCGAUGGCCCCCAAUGCGGCUGUCGGCUCACGAAGUUGUCAUACACUCCAUCGCAAUGGCGCGAGACCGAGAGUGUGCAGCGUGGAACAGAUCUACGUCCGAUCUACGCGUUAGAGGAGAACUACCUCCGCGCCAUUGUUCUCCCCAUGUCCGACACCGCCGAGUCACUCACCCUUCCUGCCGAGACGGCCCCGCUCUUGGAGAUGGCCAGCAUGGACUGGCCGCGUUUGCAUACGCUGUCCCUCAUCGGGCGAUACACCCACCCAGAUCAAUGCCACAUCAUCCCUCUCUUACUCCCGCGCAUGCCGAGCAUGCGCUCCCUCUCAAUCAAAGUGAUGCAGUGCGAAGGGAUGUGGCGACCCCCUUUGCUGAAAGAACUCCCCGAGACUAGCUUUUGUCUACGCUCAUUGACUGUCUCGUAUCCAGAUCCGGAAGAUCCCAUCUUCUCCUGCGUUGGUGAUGGACUAACUUCCCUCUCGCUCCGCGAUAGUCCAAGGCACUACUUCCAGUCACGCUACGUCUAUCGAGCUCUUCCUGCGGUAUACCCUAUCCUCAGCGCGGAAGAAUGUCUGGUCGUCCUGAAACGCAUCUCCGCCCCUGGGAUGCUGAUGCUUGAGCUGGUCUAUCAGGCCGACGCUGCUGAAGACGAGCUUCUGCAGUACCUGCCGCACGCGUUCCCGCUCCUCGAAGAACUCGAAUUGCACCGAUACAAAGCGCAUCCGAAAGACACUGUCCCCUACCUGCACAUCGCGCGCACGCUGACGGCCGUCAAGUACCUGCGUGCGCUCUACCUCAACCUCGACAUCACAGGCGGCCCCCUGCGCCCGUCGUGGGGCUGGGACGACCUAAACGGCGAGUGGGCGGACCAGCGCGACGAAUGGGGGCUGGAGAUCGUCGAUGUGCUGCAGAACGCGGACCUUAGGGCCUUCGAGUACGUCGCCGUGCUGCUCCACUCACGCCGUGCGGGCUAUUGGGCCCUGUAUCACCCGCCGUGGUGGCGCGACCGGCGCGUGGAGUACGACUCGCCACACACGAUAGACUCUGACGCUUUCGUUUCGGGCCGCAGAAUCGGAUUCAGCGGCUAG